UCAUGGAGCGCUCUGAGGAGGAGACCGUCAAUUUCUCGGAAAACAAUUCCACAGUAGCUUCAACAUCCCAAGAACCCAGCUGCCAACCUCACCAAAUAUUCGUUGACCAUGGUGCUGAAAUGGUUUGCGACAGCAGCAGGGAAACUGCAGGUGACCCGGACGCCGGAAUUCCUGUUAAUCAAGGUGCUCAAGCUGAUGCCGACGACACUGUAGUUAUUACCAAGGCUGCUUCGGAAAACUUAGAAGGACGUGAAGCCAUGAGUAUGAGUAAAAGCCAAGAUGAACCUCCUCAUGAACUCGAAAACCAGUUCAUAUUGCGUCUGCCUCUGGAACAGGCUUGUGCUGUCAGGAACAUAAUGCACUCUGGAGGUGUCAGCGUGAAGGAUAAAAUCAAAAUUGACUUAGCUUCUGAUGGAUGCCAUGCAGUUGUUCAGGUAGAAGAUGUGUCACUAUCCGCUAAGCUGGUUGAUUUGCCUUGUGUUGUUGAAAGUCUGAAAACUUUUGACAAAAAGAACUUUUAUAAAACAGCAGAUAUUUCCCAGAUGCUUGUGUGCAGUGCUGCUAAGGACCUCCCCUCUCCUGUGGAAGAACCGGCUACCUCCUCUGAGCUUAGUGUAACCAGGAAUAAGGAAAGAGACAAAAAAUAUAUCUGGAAGCAUGGACUUACUCCACCACUUAAGAAUGUCAGAAAGAGAAGGUUCCGGAAAACACAAAAAAAGUACAUUGAAUCUCCCGAUGUGGAAAAGGAAGUGAAGAGAUUGCUGUGCUCAGAUGCUGAAGCCGUCAGUGCCCGAUGGGAAGUCAUUGCUGAUGAUGAUACCAAGGAUAUAGAAAGUCAAGGAAGCAUUCCAGGCUUACCAGUAUCCCUGGAAAUGAGUGACUACAAGCAAGGAGAUACCUCAACAGAGUAUGAUAUAAUUCGAGAGCUGUUCAGUGAUUCCAGUAGUAACAUUCAUGGUAAUGAGGAUGAGGAUGAAAAGCAGGGCGAAGAGGAUGAUGAUGAUGAUGAUGACGAUGACGACGACAACGACGACGAAGAGGACGAGGAGGAAGAGGAGGAUGAACAUUUUGAAGAGGCUCUAGAAAGGGAGCUGCAGGCCAAGAUUACUGAAUAUCGCCAGAAUAAGACUAAGACAGGUGCCCGUGAAAUAGUUAUGGAAAUUCAGAAAAAUAUUCAUUACAAGGAGAAAAAGCUCCAUGUGAUUCAAAUCAAAGCACAAAGGCAGAAGAAUAUUUUCAGAAAAGUGGAAAACCUGGCCCUCAGGAUUUCCAGAGUGCAUGUGUAUGAGACCGCUAUAAGAAAAAGCAACGAACUUCAACAAAAAGAAAAUAACCAUUUAAGAUGUGUGCUGGAGAAUCUUAACAUACAGGAAAAACAAACAAAUGAGCAGAUCGCUUCCCUAAAGGAGAAGUUGAACUAUUUUCUGAAGAAAUGAAGAGAGCGUUCAACCUGGCAUAUCAACGUUGGAUCCACCAUCCAGACUAAAGUCUGGGUGAAGCUGUGCAUCUCUUGGUCCUUUCAGCUGCCUUAGUUGCAUCUGUUCCUCUAAACCUUUUUUUUUUCUUUUUGCUAGAGAUAACAUAGUAGAAGCUCACACUCAUGUAAAAAUAGUACUUAAAAAGUAGUAGAUUUAAAGAGCCUACUCAGUGAUGGAACUUUGCUUCUCCUUAUCAAUUUUAGAAUGACAUAAUUGCUUUUGUGCCGUGGUGCCAUCAGGUGACUCACCUGUGCUUGCCAAAGGCAGACAUUGUAGCCUCAGAGGUCAUACAACUGAUUUGAGUGUGUUUUAGCUUUUCCAAACCCUUCUGAUUAAGUAUUUCCUACAACAUAGAAAAAAAUCAGUUCAUUUCUGUCAUGAGCUAGGACCUGCCACAGUGAAUUAAAGUGCCUACCUUAGAGCAGUUAGUAAUAGUUUAUAUCCUGUCUGUUCAGGUAAUAGGGCUGCUUUCUUGCUCAGGGAUAAUUUCUUGCUUCUGCUUAUCUUUAUACAGCUGUCGUGUAUUUAGGACUGUGGCUGGUUGUUAUUCAUGAAGUAAGGAAACCGUCAGAAGAGAGUUGAAAAGUUCUGAGCUGUUUUCUUAUUCUGAGCCUCCUCAUACUAAUCCCCAUUAGAAGAGUUCAGGAAAACUCAGAUGCUUAUAAUGCCUAUGAACAGUUCUUUAACAACCCUGAAUCAUUUUAGAGUAUUUUUAUUUUCAUCUCUAUUGUGAUUUUCUGGUCUGUAUUCUUUAAG
Molecule: messenger RNA, 2234 nt
Organism: Chinchilla lanigera (long-tailed chinchilla)
Lineage: Eukaryota; Metazoa; Chordata; Mammalia; Rodentia; Chinchillidae
Gene: Taf7l
Product: TAF7-like RNA polymerase II, TATA box binding protein (TBP)-associated factor, 50kDa
Exons: 13
Coding region: 3-1436 (477 amino acids)
Biological process (GO): RNA polymerase II preinitiation complex assembly; transcription initiation at RNA polymerase II promoter
Cellular component (GO): transcription factor TFIID complex
Molecular function (GO): RNA polymerase II general transcription initiation factor activity
Source: RefSeq, a predicted model, not a curated record